Molecule: messenger RNA, 1468 nt
Organism: Apis dorsata (giant honeybee)
Lineage: Eukaryota; Metazoa; Arthropoda; Insecta; Hymenoptera; Apidae
Exons: 3
Coding region: 33-1289 (418 amino acids)
Source: RefSeq, a predicted model, not a curated record
CGAUCCGAUUUUUAAUCACAAUCACAUUAAGUAUGUUCGAUCCAUCCUUUCGAAUAUUCUUUCUACUCUGCUCGCUCGUGAUCGCGAUCUCAGGAUCGCCACAAUCGUGGAGGUGGGAAGGACAGCACAUCAGAAAUCACAGGCAUGCUUCCUGUCCCUCGUGUCGUCGAGAACGGCCAGACACCCUUGUUUCGUGGGACGAGCCAACUAGAAGAGGAUACCGUGGACUGGAGCCAGAAACCAAUUCUUGGCAGAUCGGUCAACCGUACCGCCUAUCCCCCUACGCCAAUCCGUACGAAAGAGGCGUUAGAGGCAGAGGGAGUUCACCUUUCGCACGAUCAGCAGCCACCUGCAAACGCGAGAAUCCCUUCACCAUCGGGACGGAUUUCGAUUUUGACCUGGCUCCUCCGCAAACCGCCUCUAUCCGCGGCGUGAACAGCCUCACGGACGCCACGAGCUGGUAUCGAACCUUGCCUGGACCCUCGGAGCCCAGAUUCUCUAGGAGCCAAGCAAGGGCAACGUAUCAAGCUAGGAGACCUAAUUUCUACGACGUGAUCAGAGCCCAACCCGACCCGUCCAAUAAACUGUAUCCGGACUACGGCUCGUCCAACGAUGAAUUCAAUUAUCAAAGUUCUUCGAACAACUUCAAAAGACCUUACCAGGGAUCUUUCAAGAGAACGAUGCACCGGGAUGACAAGUAUUUCGACGACACGUUCAUCCAGAGUAAUCCUAUGAGCGAGACACCUGGCCAAUAUAACAGAGGAUGGAACAACGAGGUUUCGUAUGGGAGAGAUCAAGCGAGAAAUCAAGGAUUGGAACGGUAUUCUCAAUCUGGAAGGAAUCAGUAUGGAAAUUUCAGGAUGACCCACCACUCCUCCUCGCCAAGAGUCAAAUACAAUUCGCAUAACCUGCCAACGGAUCUCAAUGCGUUGAGAAUGGUGCAGAGUGUGGGAAGAGGGGGUAUGGAGGUUGUUAAUAGUAGCAGAUGGCAGAAGCAGUCAGAGGAGCAGGAAGAACGGGAUACAAGGAAUUACGAGAUCGAUGAAAAUGAUCAAAGGGGAAGAGAAAUAGACGAUGAUUAUCAAAAUAAUAAAGAAUUCGAGUCUCACGAGAUGAUGCAGCAAAAAGAGAUUAACAGAGAUGUUUCGCGAGGGGGCAGUAAUUCUGGGGACAAAUCUAUGUUCUCGAGGAACAGCUCCCAGGGUGAAACUUCCUCGCAGACUGGAUUGGAACUGGAGAAAAUCACCGAUUCUGCUCGUGUGUCUGAGGAGACCACAACAGGAUUAUGAUUGUCUUUGAUAGGUUUAGAACUGACGGUUCUAGAGCGAUCUAGGGAAUUAUCGUCGAGAGAUUGGUACACGUGUUAAAUGUAUAAGUACUUGCCAUAAACUAUGAAUUCUAAACGAGGAAUGCUUGCCUAAUAAUCUGUGACUGUUUUAUAAAUUGUUUUGAGAAAUAAAUUUUCGUA